This is a messenger RNA of Dermacentor silvarum, 2616 nucleotides long. Its product is annotated as sodium/calcium exchanger 3-like. The record is from RefSeq and is a predicted model, not a curated record. Gene Ontology annotation, cellular component: membrane. Gene Ontology annotation, molecular function: calcium:sodium antiporter activity. Gene Ontology annotation, biological process: calcium ion transport; transmembrane transport; cell communication. Lineage: Eukaryota; Metazoa; Arthropoda; Arachnida; Ixodida; Ixodidae.
CAGUGCCACCAACGCGGACCUCCCCUCCGGAAGAAUAAGCAGCCAUGGACUCUCGCGCCAACUACACGUGUAGCGACGGGCUGCUGCUUCCAUUACUGGACGAGUCCAGCUGGUCGCGGGGCGGCCGCUCGUUCGUCUACCUGCUGGGCCUGUUGUACUGCUUUCUGGGCGUGGCCAUCAUCGCGGACGUGUUCAUGUGCGCCAUCGAGCGCAUCACGUCCAAGACGAGGCGGCUGACGCUGUCGGCCCAGGUUCCCGGCGGCCAGCCGGACAUCAUAGAGGUCAAGGUGUGGAACGAGACCGUGGCCAACCUGACGCUUAUGGCACUCGGGUCGAGCGCGCCCGAGAUACUGCUCGCCAUCAUCGAGAUCGUCGGAAGCGGAUUCGUAGCUGGCGACCUGGGUCCCGGAACCAUCGUUGGCUCAGCGGCCUUCAACCUGCUCGUUAUCACCGCUGUGUGCGUGGUAUCGAUUCCGGCCAACGAAAUCCGGACAAUACGCAUGAUCAAGGUGUUCGGCAUCACAGCGUUCUUCAGCGUGUUCGCCUACCUCUGGCUUCUCGUGGUGCUUAUGGGUUCAAGCCCGAACGUGAUCGAGCUCUGGGAGGCCAUCUUGACGCUGCUCUUCUUCCCGCUGCUGGUGUUCCUGGCCUAUGCGGCGGACACGGGCAUCUUCUGGCCCGGGGCGCGCAAGCGCAGCGCCCAGAAGCAGCUCGAGCUGCAGACCACGGCCGACAUCGCCGAAGACAACGAACGCCGUCGGGCCGGCACGCCAGGAGGAGGCCCGGCACGCCGGGAGUUUUUCCCUAACGGCGAGCUCAACCGGGAGAACCUCUUGGACUUCAUACGGGAGAUCCGCAAGCACCCCGGGCUGACGGACGAGGACGCGGCUUGCCUGGCGGCGGCCAAGCUGGCCGAGCAGCAACACCACACGCGCAUGUGGUACCGGGUGGGCGCCAUCCGGGACCUGACCGGAGGCCGCCGCACCACGCCCAGCAUCAACGAGAAACUGCAGAACAAACUCGACCAGGAGGUACGGGAGAUGUUCGCACUAGCUGCUCAGGACGAGACUGACGUAAAGGCUGCGGACGAAGUGGAGCAGGGCAAGCUGCUGAAGCCCGUGCCGGAACCGGAGAACAAGAACGUGGCCACCAUCGAGUUCAACGCGAGCUCGUGCGCCGUGCUCGAGAAGGCCGGCAAGGUGGACGUGAUCAUACGGCGCAAGGGAAAGCUCGACUGCCCCGCCACGUGUAGGGUCGAGACCAUCGACGGCACGGCGUUGGCGGGCGAGGACUACAUGGAGCUGCGGCAGAUGGUGAUGUUCCAGCCGGGCGAGACUCAGCGCCGCGUCACUGUGCAGAUCGUGGACGACAACCAGUGGGAGCCCGACGAGACGUUCUUCCUGCGGUUGUCCCUGCCCGCCGCCAGCGACGGAGCCGAGGUCGCCUUGGGUCGGAAGUCCGUCAUGGAGAUCACCAUCAUCGACGACGACCAGCCCGGCAUCUUCGAGUUCCGGCGCCGGGGCCUGCUGGUCCGCGAGAGCGUGGGAACGGCGCAGGUGGCCGUGGUUCGCACCAAGGGCGCCGACGGCACGGCCUACGUGCACUGGCGCACGCGCAGCCAGACGGCCAAGGAGGGCGAGGACUUCCACGGCGGCGAGGGCAAGCUGGUGUUCGAGCACGGCGAGACGCUCAAGAACAUCGACAUCCCCAUCGUGGACGACUUCGAGGCCGAGAAGGACGAGCACUUCGAGGUCGAGCUGUUCGACGCGUCGCCCGGCUCCGGCCUGGGACACCUGACCAAGACCACCGUCACCAUCACCAGCGACGAAGAGUUCAACACCAUCGUGAACCGGUUGAUGCUGAUGACCAACACCAACGUGGACAAACUGAGGCUGCACUCCGCCAAUUGGGCGGGUCAGAUAAAGGACGCCAUGAACGUCAACGGCGGCGACGUCGAGAACGCCGAGGCCGUCGAUUACGCCAUGCACUUCAUCACUUUCGGAUGGAAGGUACUCUUCUCGCUGGUGCCGCCUACGGGCUUCAUGGGCGGCUGGCUGACCUUCUUCGUGUCUUUGGCUGCCAUCGGUCUACUGACGGCUAUCAUCGGCGAUCUGGCCGGCAUUUUCGGCUGCCUCGUAGGCCUGGAGGACACGAUUACCGCCAUCACGUUCGUCGCGCUGGGCACUUCCCUGCCCGACCUGUUCGCCUCCAAAGGUGCCGCCCGAGCGGAGAAGUACGCUGACAACGCAAUCGGAAACGUCACCGGAAGUAACUCCGUCAACGUGUUCCUGGGUCUUGGUCUGCCGUGGGUCCUGUCGGCUGCUUACUGGCAGAUAAAGGGGAGCGUCUUCAAUGUUCCCUCUGGUUCCCUCGGCUUCAGCGUGGGCAUCUACUGCGCCUUCUCGUUAACCUGCAUCGCGCUGCUCAUGCUGCGACGAAAACUGGCCUUCUUCGGCAAGGCUGAGCUGGGUGGUCCUCGAGCGGCGGCUAUCGCCAGCGCCGCCUUCAUGGUGUUCCUGUGGGUCCUCUACAUCGUCCUGUCAGCUCUGAAGACGUACAACCACAUCUGAAGGCGUACAACCACAUCUGAAGACGUACGACCACGUACAAACCACC